This is a messenger RNA of Leptopilina boulardi, 6429 nucleotides long. It is a transcript of the gene NSD, whose product is annotated as histone-lysine N-methyltransferase NSD3-like. The transcript is spliced from 14 exons. Gene Ontology annotation, molecular function: protein binding; histone H3K36 methyltransferase activity. The coding region runs from base 483 to 5399 and encodes 1638 amino acids. Gene Ontology annotation, biological process: regulation of DNA-templated transcription. Gene Ontology annotation, cellular component: nucleus; chromatin. NCBI's taxonomy places the organism in Eukaryota, Metazoa, Arthropoda, Insecta, Hymenoptera, Figitidae. The record is from RefSeq and is a predicted model, not a curated record.
GCUACUAUCGAGGAGCUGAAAAUCGCGGGAAACGCUUCGUGUUCCAUGGGAUGAAAGAAAGGAGAAUCGAUAAGAUUUUCCAUAUUCAAAAAGAAAAUUCAAUUAAAUUUUCACUGAAAAUUCACUAAUUUCCCGUUUUAUUAAUAUUAUAAUCGUGUAAUUGUCGAUAAUUGGCGAUAUAACCUCAUUUUCGGGGAGCGUUUAUCGUUUAUAUAUUAAUAUAUCAACGCACGCGAGUGUAAAUAACCUCUUUUUUAAUACAAGUGUCGUGUGAUAUAUUAAAAAUACAAUAUAUAAUCGUUAGUGUGGUAUAUUAUAUAUAAAUAUACAUAGGGAAAAAUUGUGCGAGAAAUUUAACAGUAUUAAAUUCAGUGAAAACAAUGCAAUAAAAAAAAACGAAUCUCGUAAUUGUUUCGGGGAGGGAAAUGGAAAGUUGAUAUUAAUAUAUUUGUUUUGGGAAAACAUCAUCGUCUACGGAAGCAAUGAACUCAUUUCCAACACCUGAAUCAUCUCCGGUUAUACAAUUUGAUGCCAUUAACAGCAAUAAUGCCGGGAAUGAAAAGAAGAAUUCAACGAAAAAAGAUGAGAAGAAGAAGUUAUCAAAAUCAUUAUCACCGGGUAAAAGUACAAGUACAAAUAUAAGCGUCAAUGGAAGAAGAAAAUCACUUUUUCCCAAAGUUGUUUUGCCAUUAUUUCCAAAAAUAUCAAACAAGAAAGCUGAAACGAUUGGUGAAAAAAUUGUAUCAAUUAGAAGAAAAUCGGUAUCGAAAAAAAUUGAUACAGAUCCGGAUUUUGUUCCCGAUUUUUCUUCGGAUGAUGAUAGCAGUAUUGAUAAUUAUCCAGUAAAGAAGAAUUCUGAAUUGGGCAAAAAAUCCGAUUUGAAUUCAUCGAAGACAAGUGUGAAAAAUCAAAAAUCACCAAAAAUACAAAAAUCACCGAAAAAUGUAAAAACAUCAAAAAUUGUUGUGGAAAAACAAAAACCAGGAAGAAAAAAGAAGGAAGCAAGUGAAAAGAAAAUUAUUGUCGAAAUUAAAACUAAUAAUGAUGAUAAUGUUGUUGCUGUACCAGCGAAAAAAAUGAAAUUAAAUGAAAAUGAAACGAAUGAAAUAAAAAAAGAGGAAACAUCAUUAUCAGAAAAUAAUAUUGAAGUUUAUUGGAAAAAUGGUGUAAAAUGGGUGCCUGGAAAACUCGCUUGGGCACGUUUUGGAAAUUUUCCCUAUUGGCCUUGUGUCGUUACACUUGAUCCAGAAACAAUGACUUUUCAUCGACUUAUGGCAGCGGCAAAAAAAUCGAUAAGACAUUUAGUUCAUGUACAAUAUUUUGGUGACAAUGAACGUCACAAUUGGGUGUCAGAAAUGAAUAUGUUACCAUUUACCGGUGCCGAUGAUUUUGAAAGAUUUUUGGAAAAAUUACCCGUAAGCAAUAGUAAUUUAGGGAAGAAAAAAAUUCGUGAUCUACGAAUUCCAUUUACCGUUAGUGCAACACUAAAGCCAAAAUGGGAAAUUGGAACAUCGGAGGCGACGGAAAUUUUAAAUAUCACCGAUAAGGCACGCGCUUGUAUUUUUGCACCAGCGCCGCCAAUUCCUAAAAUUCACACAUUAACGCCAUCAACAGUAGCAGCAUCAAUGAAAAAGAAACGAAAACUCUCCAUCAAUGAAUCACAAUCAAUGGUACCGGCAAAAAAAUCCAAACCCAUUCCACGAAUGACACGUUCACAAACGCCAAAAUUACCAAAUUACGAUUCACUUCCAGCAAAAUUAUCAACAUUACGUCGCCGAAGUGUUAUUCCAUCUGUAAAAACAAAUCUCGAUUCAAGUAAAAAAAAUUCAAAACUCAACAAAAGUACCGGUGAUUUAAGUAAAAUUUCUUCAUUCACAAAAAAUUCCACUACAAUUACAACAAAAACAACAAUUGGUAAAUUAAAUGGUAACUUUAGUAAGAGUACUGGAAAUUUAUUAAAAUUAUUUGAUAAUCUUAUAACACCAAAAGUAAAUGGAAAAUUAACAACAACAACAAUAAAAAAUGGCGAAAAAUCAAUUAAAUUAAAUGGCAAAUUUUACAAGAGUUUGAAAUCAUCACAAGUUGACAUUUUCAAUGAUAGUUUAUCACAAACACCACCAACUCCACCAUCAAGUUUAUUAAACAGUUCAUGGGAUGAUAAGAAAAAUUUUGAUAUUGAUUAUGAUUCAAAAUUAUUUGCACUUUGUGAUUCUGAACUUGAAGAUGAAAUAAAAUCAGAACGUUGGAGUGAUGAAAUUCAUUGUCCAGAAGAAGAAGAAGAAAAUGAAUUUCGUAAUCGUUCAAUACCAUCGGAUGCUGAUGUUGAUUCUGAUUUUGAUAAUGAUGUUCUUAAUAAAUCAACGAAAAAACGUAAAAGUCGAAGUAAACGUGACAGUCGCCGCUCGCUCGAUAUUAGUCAAACAAGUAGUAAAAAUAAUAGUAAAACUAGUAAAAAUAAUGAUAAUAGUAAAAUAAAGGACACUAGGGAAAAAGAUAUUAAGGAUAAUAAAAAAAAUAGAGAAAAGAAUAGCAAAGAAAAAAUAGCCAGAGAAAAAGAUAUUAAAGAAAAACUUAAAAUUAAAGACAUCGAUAAGAAUAAAGUGAAGGAAAAAAUGAAAGAAAGGAAAGAGAAGAAAGAAAAUAAGGAAACAAAAGAAAGUAAGGAGAAAUCUUUCAAGGAUAGUAAAGAAGGAAAGGAGAAAUUAAAAGAGAAAAUUCAAGAAAAAGAAAUUAAAUACACUAAGGAUAUUAAAGAGAAUAGUAAAGAAAAUAAUAGUAAAGAUUUAAGUGUCAAUAAUGAUUUUGAUGAUGAUUUUGAAAAAGAAAUCAAAUGGACAAAGCCAAUAAAUUUAUUUAAAGGAAUAAAAACGGAGCGCGUGUGUCAAAUUUGUGAACAAACGGGUAAAUUAGUGAGAUGCAAAGGACCAUGUUAUUCUUAUUAUCACUUGAAAUGUGUUAAACCAGGUGAUUCAAGUUCGGAACAUAGUGAACAUGAGGAUGAUAAUGAUAAUCUUGAGGAUGAAGUAUUUCAGGAUCUAAAGGAGAUAAGAAAGAAAAUUGCCGAGAAGGAAAGUUUCACGGAGAAACUCGAAGUUAAAACAGAAGAAUCAACACCACCGCCACCGCCACCGCUUCCUCCAUUGCCCGAGGAUGAAACAUUUAAAUGUAUUGAUUGUCUAUCGAGUGUUGCUCCCGCGUGUUUUAUUUGCAAUGAUCGUGAAAUUGAUCGUUUUCGAUGUUCGGCUGGUGCUUGUGGAAAAUAUUAUCAUACAAAAUGUCUCAAAACUUGGCCCCAGUCUCAAUGGCAAGGUGGACGAUUAAUAUGCCCGUAUCACAUGUGUCACACAUGUAACUCGGAUAAUCCACAAAAUGGACACACGGGAAAGACAAAUGAAAAAUUAGUAAGAUGCGUACGUUGUCCAUCGUCUUAUCAUACAUCGUCAUCAUGUUUGCCAGCUGGCUCUGAAAUUCUCACUGGCAAUCAAAUUAUUUGUCCAAAACAUUAUAAAUGUCGACAAGCGCCUCUAAAUGCAACAUGGUGUUUUCUUUGCACUAAAGGAGGUAGUCUCAUUUGUUGUGAAACAUGUCCCACUUCAUUUCAUCCCGAAUGUUUAGGUAUAAAAGCGCCGGACGAUGCAUUUAUGUGUGAGGACUGUGAAACAGGACGUUUACCAUUGUACGGAGAAAUUGUGUGGGUCAAGUUGGGUAGUUAUCGAUGGUGGCCAUCAAAAAUUUGUUUCCCCGACGAGGUACCAAUAAAUGUUGAUGCAUUAAAACAUGAAACGGGAGAAUUUUGUGUUAUGUUUCUUGGCACAAGAAAUUAUUAUUGGGUUCACAAAGGACGUGUUUUUCUCUAUCAAGAAGGCGAUGCAGUGGCAAAAAAUACGGGUAAAAAAAAUUCAAUGGACGGCGCAUUUAGACGUGCAAUUCAUGAGGCACAAAAAUAUUAUCAAAUUUUAAAAGAGCAAAAAGCACUUUCAACAUCGGUCAAGGAGUUGGAGAAAGUACCACUUAAACCACCGUUUUAUGUUAAAUUAAAGGUAAAUAAAGCAGUGGGAAAUGUAAAAGCCGCGGAAGUUGACAGUAUUGUUGCGUGCGCUUGUUCGCCAACAUCGGACAAUGCAUGCGCUCAAGAUUCGGAUUGUUUGAAUCGAAUGCUAUUAUUUGAAUGUAGUCAAGAAAUAUGUCCGGCUGGUGCAAAAUGUCAAAAUCAAUGUUUUGCACAACGAUUAUAUCCAGCAAUGGAACCAUUUCACACAGAAGGCAGAGGUUGGGGUUUAAGAGCAAUUGAGCGUAUAAAAGCAAAUCAAUUUGUCGUUGAGUAUGUCGGUGAAAUAAUUGAUGAAGCCGAAUAUAAACGACGAUUACAACGUAAAAAGGAAUUGAAAAAUGAAAAUUAUUAUUUUCUCACUAUUGACACUAAUCGUAUGAUUGACGCGGAACCAAAGGGGAAUCUCAGCCGAUUCAUGAAUCAUUCUUGCCAGCCAAAUUGUGAGACGCAAAAAUGGACAGUGAAUGGCGAUACGAGAAUUGGACUUUUUGCCGUGCGUGACAUUCAAGCGGGGGAAGAAUUAACGUUUAAUUAUAAUUUAGCAUGCGACGGCGAGGAAAAAAAACCAUGUUUAUGCGGCGCUUCAAAUUGCAGUGGCUUUAUUGGCUUGAAAGUCACCAAAAAACGAAAUAGUGCAAUUCAUGAGAAAAAAGUGGAGAAAAUGGAGAAACCAAAAAUUCCAAGAAAACCAAAGAAGGUGAUUUGCAGUAAUUGUCAAAAAGAAAUAGUACCUGGACAAGAAUUAAUAAAAUGCAAACAAAAAGGCUGUUCAAAGAAAUAUCAUAAAAAUUGUAUCACACAAACAAAUGUCGAUGGAAAAUUUAUUUGUCCAUUGCAUUUAUGUUUUCAAUGUGGCACAACAACAACGGUUCAUUGUUCUGUGUGUAAAAUCGCCUUUUGUCAAGUUCAUCUAAAUGAUAAUAUGAUCGAAACAAAUGGAUCUUUUGUAUGUAAAAAUCAUAAAAAUGGCCUAAGUCUUGUAAAAUCAUCAUUUGAAAAUGGAAAAGAAAAAUUAUUAUUAAUAGACAAUUCGGAAUUGGAUAAAUGUUCAUUUACACCAUCAAGUAGUUCGAGUCCCAUAGUUACGAGUAAAACAAUGAAUUCAAAAAUUCAACAGGAACAACAGACGGCCCGUGUUUCAAUUGAAGAGGUUCAUCUAUGCUGUGAAGAAUAUGAGGAAACACUCACUGAAGAUACAGACGAUGCCGAAGAAUUGGAUAAUCAUGACGACAACAAUAAAUCAAAUUCAAUGCGACGACGAAGAUCACGAAGAAUUAGUCAAAAACUCGAUGCCCUUAAAUCUCUAAAUUCGGAACAAUUACUAGCAAUAAUUGGGGGUGGUGUUUAGAAAUUUAUUAUUAUUUUUUUUAAUUAUUUUUUUUUAUUAGUUUAAAGAGAGACAUUUCCGAAAACUAAAAAAAAAGAGAAAAAUCUUUGUAUAUUUUUUUAUAAAAUGAAAAAAUGUGUAAAAAAUUAAGGAAUUUUUUUCUUUUUUUUUUAAUAAUACAUUUCUUGUUAUUAUUCUUCGGGGAAAAAAGAAAAAAAUGGUUUAUAAAAAAGGAAACUAAAAAUAUGAGCCGCGCAUAAAAUUUGUACGGCCGUACAAAUUUUAUCGUCCUUUUACCUUCCGGCGGCUCACAUAUUCAUGAAAUGAAAAAAAAAUUUGUACAAAUAAGGAAAAAAAGUUAUUUCAGAAAUGUCUCCUUUAAUUUGAUUAUAUUAUUAUAGUUAUUAUACACAUAGAAGUUUUUUUAAAAAAGAAAGAAAAUGUCCAAUUUUCUCUCUUUGGAAAGAGAAAAUUUUUUUUCGUUUUUAUUUCGAAACUGAAAAUCUAAUAAAAUAUUUGAAGAAUUUGUUUUUUAUGAACUUUUUUUUGGACAAUGACUUUUUUUGUAAACAAUGAGCGUGAAAUGAAUUAUUCACUUGUUUCCCUUUUGCAUAAUUUUUUUUUUGAUUUUCACAUUCAAUGAAAAUGAAAAAAAAGAAAUAAUGAACUUGUAUAUUUGCCAAAGUAUUUUACACAUCCAUAAGCAAAUGUCAAUUCUUGUAAAUUGCUUCAUUUCUACGUUUUAAGAAAAAAGAAAGAGAAAACAAAGAGUGUAAAAAUGGAACAAAAAAUGAUUGUGAAUGAUAUUUGGCAACAAUUUUUAAAAAAUUGACAGCCAAUUAUUUUGUUUGUAUUUUUUUUUUUUUUUGAUAAGAAAAAAAGACGUUUAAAUUUGUUAAAUUUAAGGAAUAUUAUUUUUAAGUCGUCUUUGUACAAUAAAAAAAAGAAAGAGUGAGAAGAAAAUUUUUGUGAUUCUUUAUUAAUCGACGACGAAUAUCAUGUAAUGAUUUAAAUACUGAAUAAAUUAUUGAAAUUCAGAAAAUAAAAAUAA